GAAUAAUUUUCCUACCAGGAUAAUAUAUAAAAUUUAAACAUAGCCUAACAUAUGACUAAUGAAAGUUGUUGAAUUAUUAUGUAGUUGACAAUAAUGAUAGAUAUCCUGUAAUUACAAACGCUAAGAAAAAUAAGAAGUCUCAGUUUCUUGAAGUGUUAGUGAUAUGUAAGAAAAUGUUUUUUUCCCGAAAUCAACAUUGAUACCAGCAAGCCACGGGCAUUUGUAUUUGCAACGAGUAUUAAUUCCAAUAGUAUCUUUAAUCCUCGUAUAAUAACAGCGUUAAAACAGGUACCUGAUAUUAGCAUAGUGUACACUGAUUUGUGAUGUUAUAUGUGAUUGUUUCAUGAAAAAUACUAAUGAAAUGAGAAUGGUUAAGAGUGGACUAACAAAGAUUCUAUUGACUGGACAAAUGUUGAUAAUUGUGUGUUUAUUGGCAUUGAAAAUGAACACUGAUACUGUUACAUACAACGAACACAUUGCACGUGAGUCAUUAAAAGGACACCUGCUGAAAAAGGACAAACUGUUCAAUGAUGAAACAAGAGAGGUACAGAAACAACAAACAGUGUCUGAAGGCGCAAAGUCAAAUUACUCGAAGAAACACUUGUUGUCAACAACAUCUACGAAACACAUGUCCAGUGCAAGUCUUGUAUAUUUAGCCAAUGUACGGAAGUUUAAGAAAAAGGAACAAGAAAUGAAAGAAAGGUUGUCACGAGUACGUCAAAAAUGUUUAGAUUACAUGCAAAAUCCGUACUGGCAGAAUCUACGACAAGGAGGCAGAGUCUGGACAUACGAACCACAACAGAUACACUACUGCAUAAUUCCGAAGGUUGGAUGCACAUUUUGGAAGCGUAUAAUGCGGUUUCUUGGGAAAGACUAUCCAAGAACCCAGAAUGUUCAGCGACCGUCCGAUAUUGACAGAGGUUUUGUUCAUUAUGGCGGUUUAUCAAAUCUUCAGCAGUGGAGUGUACAAAAUCCGAUAGCCCAUAUGCUAAUGACGAACGGAAACUCUUUUAUGAUGACACGUGACCCCUAUUCAAGAUUAUGGUCUGCAUAUAUUGAUAAAUUUCUACUUCCGGAUUUCUGGCGAACUGAUGCUAAGGCGGUCGUGAAAAAACUACGACCAAAUGCAACAGAAUACGAAAGAAAUUGUGCAAACAACGUCAGUUUUUAUGAAUAUCUUUUGUUCAUAAAUCGGACUUAUAAGUCGGGCUUGAACGAACACUGGGAUAAAAUGCAUCGAUUAUGUAGCCCUUGCCACGUACAGUAUGACGUCAUCGGUAAACAAGAGUCUUUCAGUUCUGACGCCGAUUACAUUUUAACAAAGUUUAAUAUUGACUACCUUAAAGAGAACACUACAAAAUUAGACAUGGUUCAUGAAGAGGUCACAACCCUAACAAAAUAUAAUUUUAAUUUAGAAUCGGCCAUUACGGAAGGCUGUUUUGAAAAGUUAGAUGUAGCCAAAAGGUUGUGGUUAGCCUUUCAGUAUAACGGAUAUAUCGACCGCAAUGCAGACUUCCCAGAAAAAUAUCUGAUGAAAACUGGCUUCUUAAUAGAACCAGCUGAAAUAUUUAUGGACUUAGUGUUUCAAACGAUAAAGAAUCAAACUGACCAAGGUAUAGAUAUAAAGGGACAAAAGCGAACAAUGAUGCUUGAGGCAUAUAGAAAGAUCCCUGAUGAUUUAUUAAAAGCCAUAGUGAACGUGUAUGAAUACGAUUUUGAACUAUUUGGAUACAAUAGAACUUUAUUACUAUGAGCGAGAAAUCACAAAUUAUAUUUAGAAUGUCUGCAUGAGUUAUACGGGUGUUAUUUUUCUGUUGUAUUACAGUCUGAGUGGAAACAAAUAGCUGCAGAAAGACCCCUAUCAGAUAUACAAUGUAAUGAAAAUGUACGAGCUUCUAAUCGUUGACUAUGUGGGGGAUUGCCAUAGAUAUUUUAAUGGCCAAACCACAUCAUUUUUUGUCCUAUUGUCCAAUAUCGCAGGUCGAUAUUAUCGUUUUGCUGGAUUUUUUGUGUGUAUAAGUACGUACACCUUUAGUUUGUGACAAACUUCAGUUUAGUGUGAAACCAAAAGACAUAUAUCUCACAUAUCUUUGGGCAAUUUUUCUUUCUGUCUUUGUUUCAGUGUGUUUUGUUGUGUUCGACAUUACCCGUACGAGCAAAUAUGUUACUUAGUGUUCUGUAUUAUGUAAUUUGUGUGUCAUGGAUAUGUUUUUGACAUUAAACCUUUAAAUAAAACACGAAGAAACUGUU
Mercenaria mercenaria is the source of this 2250-nucleotide messenger RNA. RefSeq names its product carbohydrate sulfotransferase 9-like. Gene Ontology annotation, cellular component: membrane. Gene Ontology annotation, molecular function: sulfotransferase activity. Bases 344 to 1753 code for a protein of 469 amino acids. The record is from RefSeq and is a predicted model, not a curated record. Gene Ontology annotation, biological process: carbohydrate biosynthetic process. Lineage: Eukaryota; Metazoa; Mollusca; Bivalvia; Venerida; Veneridae. The transcript has 3 exons.